Cyphellophora attinorum is the source of this 3027-nucleotide messenger RNA. RefSeq names its product Phosphoenolpyruvate carboxykinase [ATP]. The record is from RefSeq and is a predicted model, not a curated record. The coding region runs from base 1 to 3027 and encodes 1008 amino acids. The transcript has 10 exons. Gene Ontology annotation, biological process: gluconeogenesis. Gene Ontology annotation, cellular component: cytosol. Gene Ontology annotation, molecular function: ATP binding; phosphoenolpyruvate carboxykinase (ATP) activity. NCBI's taxonomy places the organism in Eukaryota, Fungi, Ascomycota, Eurotiomycetes, Chaetothyriales, Cyphellophoraceae.
AUGGCCGAUUUCAAACGUGUCACUGCUCCUACCACUCGCCUGACUACUCAACGUCAAGAUUCAGCUCCAACACGCACAGACAUUCUCAAACGACAGCUGCGUGACUACAAGCCUACCAACAUGGUUUCCCACUCAGUCAACAAGACUGCCCUCCACCCUGGUGGUGUCACUGCCGGCAAGGAAGAGCAUACUGAGAUUGAAGAGACAUUACACGAGCACGCCAACAUCGACUAUGAUAGAGUUGCGAUAGUAGCCAACCCUUCUGUUGCUGCCCUGUAUGAAGAUGCUUUGGUCUACGAAAGCGGUUCUGCAGUUACUUCAAGCGGUGCUUUGACAGCAUACAGCGGCGCAAAGACUGGUCGUUCACCAUCAGACAAACGUAUUGUCAGGGAACCAGAUUCCGAGAAAGAUAUCUGGUGGGGACCUGUCAACAAGGAGAUGAGCCCAGAGGUAUGGAAGAUCAACCGCGAGCGAGCAAUCGACUACCUCAAUACUCGAAACCGCAUCUACGUGGUAGAUGCUUUGCCGGCUGGGACGAGCGAUACCGAAUCAAUGUUCGAGUGUCGGAAAGAGCUUGAGCACUUCCACCCCGACUACGUGAUCUACAAUGCUGGCAGCUUCCCAGCCAAUCGAUACACCACGGGCAUGACCUCAGCAACCAGUGUAUCAAUCAACUUCGCUGAGAAGGAGAUGGUGAUACUAGGGACCGAGUAUGCUGGUGAAAUGAAGAAGGGCGUCUUCACUGUUCUCUUCUACGAGAUGCCUGUCAAGCACAAUGUCCUGACUCUGCACUCGUCCGCAAAUGAGGGCGAAAAGGGCGAUGUUACUGUCUUCUUCGGUCUCUCCGGAACUGGCAAGACCACAUUGUCUGCUGACCCCAAGCGAAAACUCAUUGGUGAUGACGAGCACUGUUGGUCGGACAAGGGUGUCUUCAACAUCGAGGGAGGUUGCUAUGCCAAGUGUAUUGGUCUCAGCGGCGAGAAGGAGCCUGACAUCUACAACGCCAUUCGCUUCGGCUCGGUCCUCGAGAACGUCGUCUUCGACCAAGACACCCGAGAAGUUGACUACGAUGAUUCGACUUUAACAGAAAACACCCGGUGUGCAUACCCCAUUGACUACAUCCCAACAGCGAAGAUUCCUUGCCUGAGCGACAACCACCCGAGCAACAUCAUCCUGCUCACCUGCGACGCACGCGGUGUGCUACCUCCUAUUUCGAAACUCGAUACCAACUCAGUCAUGUACCAGUUCAUUAGCGGCUACACGAGUAAAAUGGCUGGUACGGAAGACGGUGUCACAGAACCUCAAGCAACCUUCUCGUCGUGCUUUGCACAACCCUUCCUGGCACUACACCCCAUGCGCUAUGCCAAAAUGCUUGCCGAGAAGAUCCAGCAACACAAUGCCAAUGCAUGGCUCCUCAACACUGGUUGGGUCGGCGCUGGCGCCGCUACUGGCGGCAAGAGAUGUCCUCUCAAGUAUACUCGCGCAAUCUUGGACGCGAUCCACAGCGGAGAACUUGCAAAGGUCGAGUACGAGACAUAUCCUACUUUCAACCUGCAGACGAGCUGGACGGGCUCGAGUGGCUUCGACGAGGAGGUGACAAAGCUUGCCAAGCUGUUUGUCGAGAACUUCGACAAGUACAAGGGCGAGGCGACAGAAGAGGUCAUCAAGGCUGGACCGACUCCAUAUCGCAGUGCCAACACUGUCGAGGUCAGCGAAAAGCCCGCAGCCAGCAUACCAACUGUGAUUGCGGCGCCAAAGGCGACGAGAAGGAUCAGCAUCAUAGCGCCGCAUGUCGCUAUAGUGCAUGACAACGACUCCCCGAAACCUCUAUCCUACAUCAAGAAUCACCACGAUAACAAGCCCAUUGUCUUUACCGGCAAUGGCCACCACAAGCCUGCUCACAAAUUCAACGAUGCGCACAAUCAGUUGGGCUCGCCGUACAAAAUCCCUUCCAGGGCAAGUUCGGUCAAUCAUCACAGCCUCAGCAAUCUCAACAGCCUCGCUCAGCGAUCACACGAUAGUCUUCCGUUGACCAAAUUCGCUCGACCACAUCACGAGUCGCCGUUGGCCCACCAAUUGACACCGCGACAAAUCAAGAGCGAGCACAACUCGCCAAUGAUGCGCCCGGUCAAUGCGCAGGGCAAUGUGCCUAAUGACCUCUUCCUAUCGCCGUUCGACUCGAAUGCUUAUGGAUAUUCGCCAUUUACUUCGAACCCAGGCAACGUCCAGCAAAACAACACACAGCCUGUGUACAAUUUUGACGGUCAAAGUUACAAUGGAUUUUCGAUGCCAUAUUCACAACCGGAAGAGGUUCAGUCGCAGUCGAAUGUGGACUGGGACGCCUACGACUUCAAUGGACUGAACAAUGAUGGCAACAAUCUGAUGCUCAAUGACCCGACGUUCUUGACAAACUCAGCACUCGCUUCUGAGCAGUUCGGCAACCUCAACCUCGGCAUGACUCCGUCAAGCGGCGAUGCGACAGAUGCUGAAGAAUUCGGGUUUCCCAGACCUGAGCCGCCCCGGUCACAAAGUGGCGACCCAUCGACAUCCGUGAGCAGCCCGGAGAACAGCCAGAUGGAUCGUUACCGAUAUAGUGUUGAGAGCACGCCUCAGACGAGCGCUUUUACCAAUGAAGAUGGUCUGGAGAUUGAUGAUGUCUUGCGACAAGCACAGGAGGAGACCAAGCGUCUCUCGCUGCAGAAUGCCAUACGACAAAGGGCACAUCUACAGGCAGUGCUGAGCCAGAACAGCUCCCAGGAAAGUCUUGUUCCACAAAAUCAGCCGCCGAGUCAGAGCCACACGCCAGUCAAUCAGACGCCAGUGCAGGCAAAUGCGAGUAUGCAUCCAUUCACUGUGCACGAAGCUCAAGAACGAGCGCAUUCUACGGGAGCAACGCCUGUCCCGGACUUGAAACAGGAUGCUUUCGCAGGGAGUCCUUCAGAUCCCUCCUGGUCUGCACCGGUGGACAUUUCGAGUUUGAUGCUGAAUUUGGACGACGCGCAGGAAGAUGAGGACUGGGUCCGAUGA